This is a messenger RNA of Hemiscyllium ocellatum (epaulette shark), 597 nucleotides long. Its product is annotated as ubiquitin-conjugating enzyme E2 E2-like. Gene Ontology annotation, biological process: protein polyubiquitination. The record is from RefSeq and is a predicted model, not a curated record. Gene Ontology annotation, cellular component: nucleus. Gene Ontology annotation, molecular function: ubiquitin conjugating enzyme activity. NCBI's taxonomy places the organism in Eukaryota, Metazoa, Chordata, Chondrichthyes, Orectolobiformes, Hemiscylliidae. Bases 1 to 597 code for a protein of 198 amino acids. The transcript has 5 exons.
AUGUCCGGUGAGCCGCAGAGGGCUGUUGACAGCCCCAGUACCAGCUCAGGUGGGGAUCAGCGUGAAAGUACUCCGCAAGGACGAGAGAGGGAACAGCCACAGCCCAAGAAACUAGACGCCAAGAUUUCCAGUAAAACUGCUGCUAAACUUUCAACUAGUGCUAAAAGGAUUCAGAAGGAAUUUGCAGAGAUUACAUUGGAUCCUCCUCCAAACUGCAGUGCUGGUCCUAAAGGAGACAAUAUUUAUGAAUGGAGGUCAACAAUCCUGGGACCCCCAGGUUCUGUUUACGAGGGUGGUGUCUUCUUCUUAGAUAUCACAUUUUCACCUGACUACCCCGUCAAGCCACCCAAGGUGACUUUCCGAACAAGGAUCUAUCAUUGUAAUAUCAACAGCCAAGGAGUGAUCUGUCUGGACAUCCUGAAGGAUAACUGGAGCCCAGCACUGACGAUCUCCAAGGUUCUCUUGUCAAUUUGUUCUCUUCUACCAGAUUGCAAUCCUGCUGAUCCUUUGGUUGGAAGCAUAGCUACUCAGUAUCUGACCAACAGAGGAGAACACGACAGAAUAGCCAGACAGUGGAUCAAGAGAUACGCCACAUAG